Molecule: messenger RNA, 390 nt
Organism: Dovyalis caffra
Lineage: Eukaryota; Viridiplantae; Streptophyta; Magnoliopsida; Malpighiales; Salicaceae
Source: the annotation of a GenBank genome assembly
AUGAGAAGAAACUCUCAUGUCCGGUUUUGCAGUAGAGAUGGAAUUGCGAAACAACCAUCAACUAUAACCCCAAAAGAACCAGAUUCCGCACUUGAACCCGCUUGGAUUACGUCUAGGCAAAUAGAAGCAGGGCGGCGGGCAAUGACACGAAAUGUACGCCGCGGUGGAAAAAUAUGGAUACGUAUCUUUCCCGACAAACCAGUUACCCUAAGACCCUCGGAAACACGUAUGGGUUCGGGGAAAGGAUCUCCCGAAUAUUGGGUAGCUGUCGUUAAACCGGGUAGAAUGAUUUAUGAAAUGGGCGGGGUAGCAGAAAAUAUAGCCAGAAAGGCUAUUUCAAUAGCAGCGUCCAAAAUGCCUAUACGAACUCAAUUCAUUAUUUUGGGAUAG